AUGGGCAGAGAGGCUGAGAAAAAACCAGACCCAUCUGGGGAGCGGCUUUUGAACUCGAUUGACGAAGAAUCGAGAGAUGGUGAUUCUGUCACGCUAUGGAAAGAGGCAACUCCAUGGUAUCGCUCUAGCCGUCUGAGGAUACCAUUUAUCGGGGGACUGAUCAUCCUCGCUCUCGGCAUAACGGUUAUAAUACAAUCCGUUAAACUUUCAAAACGGCAUCCUGCCACAGUUACUGGCUUUGAUCCAGGGCAAUCUGGGAGAUGUGGAUUCAAUUCAACUGAGGCAAUUGCCCGUGGCUGCGUCUUCGACUACAUGAAUUUCAGUUGGCAGCCGCCCGAGUGCUAUGAUCCUGAACUGGAUGAAAAGCACGCUACCAUGAUGAGAAAGGAUGGACCGAUACGGUGGUGGGCGGACGCCAAUCUGACAAAGCCGAUACCAGAUGAUGCUAACAUCCUCAAAAUGUACACUGAGGUCUGGACAGAGCGCAAGUUUCACUACAAACACUGCCUGUAUUCGUGGGAAAUUCUGCAUUUGAGCUAUAAUGAUGGGCGACCAAUACCCGACUUGAUGUCCCAUGAGCAUUCACUGCAUUGCGCCAUGAUCUUGGAUAAAGCCAUUAGAGUGGAUGAUGGCACGGAGUUGUUACUUGAGCAUGCAGUCACUUGGUACUCCGCGUGUAUCUGGCCUCGAGCAUAG
This is a messenger RNA of Trichoderma virens Gv29-8, 696 nucleotides long. RefSeq lists its product as uncharacterized. The record is from RefSeq and is a predicted model, not a curated record. The coding region runs from base 1 to 696 and encodes 231 amino acids. NCBI's taxonomy places the organism in Eukaryota, Fungi, Ascomycota, Sordariomycetes, Hypocreales, Hypocreaceae. The transcript has a single exon.